Linum trigynum is the source of this 7017-nucleotide messenger RNA. The record is from the annotation of a GenBank genome assembly. Lineage: Eukaryota; Viridiplantae; Streptophyta; Magnoliopsida; Malpighiales; Linaceae.
CGACAUGUCAGAUUAUUAUUAAUCAUUUAAAAAAAUAAAAAAAAAAUAAGAAAAUGAAAAGAAAAGCCCAACUUGGAUUCUCAUCUCUCCAUCUUCCUCCACUUCUCCCAACCCCUCUUCGAUGUAGAGAGCAAAAAGAAAAACCCUCAUUGAUUCAAAGCUUCUUCUCGAUCUUCUCCUCUUUCUUCCUCAUCAGUCCAUCUUCUCCUCUUUCCUCUCCACCCAUAUGCGAUGCAUGUUUUGGCCUCCCCUUCACUUGAUUGGCAUACAUCAAAAUCAUCGCCACCUGGUACUCUAUUCCUCUUGCCUGAAUCUGCAUCAACGAUCUCACUCCUUCCUCCUUCAUCGCUAGAUUCAUCCAACGACGACAGAAAUCCAGAUGAAGAACUCCCGUAUGGAACCAGAUCGAGGAGUUGGUGCUUGCCGCCUCUCACCUCCCUAUUUUUCUCCUCUUUGCUGGAGGGAUUCGAGGAGUUCUGCCCUCCCAACAGGGAAAACAGAGGGAAAAUGCUUCAGGGACUCUGUUGCUAUCAGAUUUGGACCUCUGCCGGAGAAAAAUGAAGGAAACGACGACUGCGAAAGUAACUUUUGGUCCCUACCCCAAAGCCUUUCCCUUUUGUUAUUCUCCUCUAUGCUUCUUCUCCUUUCUUUGAAUCUUUUCCCCGUAUCCCUUUGCAACAAGGUUCCCCUCCCCCUAGUUUUCCACUACCCCUCAUUCAUUAUAACAUAACAGAAGCCUCCCCUGCCUCCUCAUCUCUUUUCCUUAGCUUCCUUUCUAUAUGAACAUUAACCCCCCCCCCCCCUCUUUGUCUCUCAGUAGGCGAUGGUUAUGCUCCGUCGCUUCACCAUAACAACAAUCAUUUAUUCUCCAUGGCGGCGAUAUAUGGCGACCAAGUGAAGUGCCAUCUGGAGCUAGUUGUCGAAGGGAGCGAAAGAAAAAUUGGAGAACCAGAGAGAAGUGUUGGGGGUAUAAUGAGCAAAGCCCAAGUGGGGGGCAAGGCCUAGGCAAACUUAGGCACCCAAGCAGCCCAAGUGAGGGGCAAGGCCCAAGUAAAGGGGAUGUCACAUGAAGACAAGGCACAAGAGGCCAAGGGAGGCCAGGCUGUCAUGUGGUCCAGCGCCUGCGGGCGCCUGUCACGUGUCAGGAGUCUGACAAGUUGGUUAGGAUGUCUGGCCAGAAAGAGACAAAAGCAUUGAAUGAGGGCAGGGAGGCAGAGAGGAUCAACCUCGAACUCAGGUAAGUAUAAAUAGAGGCAGUUGGUAGCAUUUACGCAGGUUGGACGCUCUCACACAAACUCUAGCUUUGAGACUCUACUCUCUUUCUGAAAACUAACUUGGGCGUCGGAGGAUUAACGGGUCAAGGCGCCCCCUCCUUGUUGGUGUGUGCAGAUAGGCGUCUGGCGAAAGAGGAUUCAGGGGAAUCAGGCAAAGGGUAUCAAGUCUCAAACAAUUGGCGCGCCAGAUAGGGGAAUAUAGCCAGGAACCAUGAGUGAAGAGGCGCCCAUGAACGAAGAAAGGGAAGAGAUUACGGAAGAACAGUCGGAGCGAAUGAGAGGGCAGACGCCUGAGGAGGAAGAAGGUGAAGGAAGUGAAGGCACGUUGCGGGGAUCCGAAGGCGCCUCAGUCACGAAAAAAGAAUUGUUCCGGAUCAUUGAGAAUCAAGAUGAGGCGAUCGAGGCGCUGCGGCGUGAAGUGGACGUCUUGAGAAGGGGUGAGGGGAUGACACCCAGCCCGACGAAGAAAAGAGAAAGGGCGGAAGAGACGGAGAUUGAAUCAAGGUGCCCGAGGCGUCCCGGCCUAUGGCACCCACGUGAUCACGGGGCGCCGGACGAUAGUGGAUGGAAUGGAGGAAUAUUGGGGCGCCUUUCACGCCACUGUCCUGUGAGACAGCCUCUGGCGCGUUGCAUAUUAUCGGAGCCAGCCGGAACCAACAUCCCCCCACUCCCAGCUUAUGACGGGACUGGAGACCCCGAGGACCACCUCAACGGAUAUUUCACCAAAAUGCAACUCUAUAACAGCACAGAUGCAACCCUGUGCAAGGUGUUUCCGUCCACCUUUUCGGGUGUGGUUCUCGAUUGGUAUCAUCAGAUCGGUGAAGGGCCCAUCGACUGCUUCGAACAGUUCGCAGCGAUGUUCUUGGCGAAGUUUGCCAGCAGAAAAAGGCGCUCCUUGACCAUAGGCGCCUUGUUUAAAGUCAAGCAGAAAGAGGGUGAGGCGUUACGGGAAUUUUACGAGAGGUGGCUAUCUGUGGCUCUAGCAGUGAAGGAUGCCCAGCCGUCGGUGCUGGGGGUGUGUCUGAAUGAGUGCACCUCCAGUGAGGAGUUGUGCAGGGCGCUUGCGAAGAGAGAUGUGGUGUCCACAGAAGACCUGGAUUAUAGAGUGCAAAAGGUAAUUGUGCUGGAGGAGACGUUAGCGGCCAGGAGGGCAGAUCGAAGGAAGGCACGAGUAGAGGAGGUCGAGGUACCAAGGAGGCAGUACCCGACGAGCGGUUCGGGCUAUGCGCCCACGAACCAGCCACCGCCAAGGAGGAACGAUAUGGGGCGCCAGGCGCCUAGAGGGGCUGGGCCCUUCGCCGAGUAUAACGACACCCUGAAGAAUGUGCUCCAGCACGUCAAGGACAAAGGAUACCACAUCAGGUGGCCAGGGCCGAUGCGGGGGCAACCCAACGAGCGGAACUUGGACCGGUACUGCGACUUCCACCGAGAGAUUGGGCACUACACAGCCGAUUGCUACCAACUUAAGACAGAGCUGCAGGGUCUUGCGGACAGGGGAAUGCUCAAUGACUUCAUCAGAAAGCCCGAGGAAAGAGUGCAUAGGGCGUGUGUGGCUGGAGUAGUGAGAACAGAGGAGCAGCUGCCACCACCACCCUAUGACUUGGACCAAGAAAAGGCGCCUGACCGCGUGCGCCUGACGAUCGAAGCCAUUUCAGGGACAAUGGAUCUGAGGGAGAAAAUAGAAGCAAAGCGUCGGUUGAGGGCGGCGUCGGCAGAUGUGCUGGAGUCGAUCGACAUUAGCUUCAACAAGGCGCCUGAGGAGGCGUGUAUGCUCCCGUCCAUGGACGCCUUGGAGAUACAAGGGGUAGUAGCCGGGUGCAGGGUAAGGAGAAUGUUGGUAGAUACAGGAAGCUCCAUGUUCGUGCUGUUCAAGGAUACGGUGGUUCGCAUGCAACUAUCUCCAGAAAUGAUCAGACCAUCGGAGUCGGUACUAGUGGGCUUUUCAGGGGCGCCUGCCAGAGUGAUUGGGCGGGUAUGCCUGCCCGUCACGUUGGGAGAUGGAGAGCAAAGGGUGACGCGCGCCAUAGAUUUUGGGAUAGUGGACUGCCCUUCCCCAUACAAUGCGAUCCUCGGGAGGCCGCUCCUGGCUUUGUUUAAUGGGGUGGCCUCCACUUGUCAUCAGACCUUGAAGUUCAUUGCCCCGCAAGGGGUGGGCGUGGCCCGAGGACGAGGCGCCCCGCGUUACGCGAGGGAGACAGGGCGCAAGCGAAGGCACGUCGAUGCGAGAAUCAAUGUAAUUGAGCUAGGAGAAGACGAGGCGCCCCGAGCCGAAGCAGCCGACGAGGACCUUUUGGUAGCGUUGGAGGAAGGGCGCCCAGAAAGGUGCGUUAGGAUUUCGGCAGAGGCGCCUGCCGAGAUGAAGGAGCGGCUCAUCGCGCUUCUAAAAGAGUUCGCAGAGCUUUUCGCUUGGAGUGCCAUGGAAAUGCCGGGCGUCAAGCCCGAAACAGCAGUGCACAGAUUAGCGGUUGAGGAAGGGAGACGUCCUGUGCAACAGAAGCGCAGGAACUUAUCGCCGGAAAAAGAGGCAGCCCUAAGGGUUGAGGUGGACAGGCUUAUGGGCGCCAAUUUAGUGGAAGAAACAUCUUAUGUUACCUGGCUGUCGAAUGUGGUGUUUGUGCCCAAGCCGUCGGGCGACUGGAGGAUGUGCGUGGAUUACACGAGCCUCAACAAGGCGUGCCCAACGGACGCCUACCCAAUGCCACGGAUAGAUUUGCUGGUGGACUCCACGGCAUAUCACGAGAUGCUGAGCUUCGUGGACAUGUUUUCGGGAUACCAUCAAAUCCCCAUGGCAGAGGAAGAUCGGCCCAAGACGGCUUUCAUGACGCCUUUCGGAAAUUUCUGCUAUCGGGUCAUGGCCUUUGGGCUCAAGAAUGCGGGCGCCACAUACCAAAGGAUGGUCAACAACGUCUUCCGGCAGCAAAUUGGCCGGAAUGUGGAAGCUUACGUGGACGACCUCAUAGUCAAGAGUCGGAAACGGGAAGACCACAUCGGAGACUUGCGAGAGACAUUCCAGGCCAUGAGGGCGCAUAGGCUCCGGCUAAACCCCCUCAAGUGCGUAUUCGGCGCCAAAGCGGGAAAAUUUCUGGGAUUUAUGAUCACCAAAAGAGGUAUAGAGGCCAACCUGAAGCAAGUGGAUGCGAUCCUUAAGCUGACCCCCCCAAAGACGCCCAAGGAAGUGCAAGGCCUGGCGGGCAGGCUGGCAGCAUUGGGGCGCUUCAUUCCCCGGUCCGCGGACAAGGCCGCCCCUUUCUUUCGAACGCUUAAAAAGGCAGCCCGUUUCCAAUGGACCACCGAGUGUGAUGGAGCAUUCGAGGAGUUGAAGCAACUAUUAAGCGCCCCAACCGUGAUGACGGCGCCUAGGGCGAGAGAGCCACUAUACCUGUACAUUGCUGUGUCGGAGGUGUCGGUAAGUGCAGUGCUCGUCACAAGAGGCGCCCACUCUGGAGAGGACAGACCGGUGUACUACGUCAGUCGCACUAUGGUUCCCCACGAAAAGCGAUAUGCGCCCAUUGAGAAGGCCGCGCUGGCGGUUGUGAUGGCUGCAACCAAGCUUAGACCUUACUUCCAAGCUCACGCCGUCACAGUCCUUACCAACCUCCCUCUGAAAUCCACAUUGGGGUCAAUGGAUGUGGCCGGGCGCCUCGUCAAGUGGGCAGUCCAGCUAAGCGAGUUCGACGUCAGGUAUGCGCCUCGACCAGCCAUCAAGGCCCAAGUCCUGGCCGACUUUGUAGCGGAAGGAAUAGCUGAGACCGAGAAGGAGACAGAUGAUUGCUGGCAAGUCCAAGUCGAUGGUGCGGCCAGCAGAACGGGCGCCGGAGCAGGGAUUGUGAUGAUAAGUCCGGGAGGUGCGAUGCACGAGGUAGCGCUGCGAUUCGCCACCUUGAAAACAAACAACGCUGCAGAGUACGAGGCGGUGAUCGCUGGCCUGACCAUGGCUAAAGAGCUGGGCGCCCACAAAAUCCAGGUCAAGUCCGACUCGGCCCUCGUCGUCAACCAACUUAACGGAGCAUUCGAAGUAAAGGAGGAAGCGCUAGAAGUAUACGUGCAAAGGGUCAGAGAACUGGGAGCCUGGUUUGGGGAAAUCUCUUUCAUACACAUCCCGCGCGAGGAAAACGCGCAUGCAGACGCCCUAUCCAAAUUGGCCACUGCGGUAGAGUUUGCGGAGGAUCGGAAGGUCAUUGUCACUGCGGAAGUGCCCCGCCAAUAUGUGGUCGCAAUCUUGGGGGACGAGGGUGCCGGCUCAGGGUGGAUGGCACCGAUCAUAUUAUUCUUGACCCAAGGAACGGUGCCGGAGGACCCAAAGGAGGCCUGGCGCCUCCGUCGAAAGGCGGCCCGCUGCUCCAUGAUUGAAGGAACGUUGUAUAAGAGGUCCCAUUCGGGCGCAUAUUUGAGGUGUCUAAACGAGGAGGAAAGCAGAGGGGCAAUCGAAGAGGUGCACAGCGGUACGUGCGGAAUGCACGCGGGAGCGCGCAGUUUGGAAAAAACGCUGCUGCGACAAGGUUAUUACUGGCCAACGAUGAGGCGGGACGCAAGGGCACACGUGGGCGCCUGUCACCAGUGCCAAAUUCAUGCAAACGACAUUCAUGUCCCGGCGGCGCCCAUGCAAGGCAAUGUAGGGGCCUGGCCUUUCGCCCAAUGGGGCAUGGAUCUGUUAGGCCCUUUUCCCAAGGCGCCCGGGCAAAUGAAAUACUUGAUCGUGGCAGUCGACUACUUUUCCAAAUGGAUAGAAGCUGAGCCCUUGGCCACUGUUACAGAAGCGCAAGUGCGAAAGUUCACCAAGAAAAACAUAUUCACCCGGUUCGGCCUACCCGAGUCCAUUGUCGCAGACCAUGGGAAGCAAUUCGAUUGCAAGAAAUUUGUUGAGUUUUGCGAUGACAACGGGGUCGUCCUGCGGUUCUCCUCAGUGGCAUACCCGCAGGCAAAUGGCCAAGCGGAAGCAGCCAACAAGUGUAUUCUCCACGGGUUGCACACCCGAUUAGCAGGCGCCAAGGGCAGGUGGGUGGAGGAACUACCAAGUGUACUGUGGGCGCAUCGCACAACCUACAAAACUGCCACGGGAGAAACACCCUUCGCCCUAACUUACGGAAGUGAGGCGGUAAUCCCUGUGGAAGUCAACACCCCAAGCUACCGCGUUGGCCAGUAUGACCCAAGCAGCAAUGGCAAAGCAAGAAUUGAUGAGCUAGACAUGACAGAUGAGGUGAGGGAAGUAGCGGCCAUCCGGCUGGAGAAAAUGAAGCGCCAAGUGGCUCGGUACUACAACAAGAAAAUGCGAGCGCAUGGAAUCACCGAGGGCGCCCUAGUUCUCAAGCGUGACUUCCGCCCAGACGCCCGUGAGGGGAAGUUAGCACCAAAAUGGAAAGGGCCAUACCGGGUUCGAGAGGUGGUGGGACCAAGUACGUUCAAGCUAGAGCAUACCAGCGGCAAAAGCGUGAAACGAACUUGGAAUGCGCAGAACCUGCGGGUUUACCAUGAGGGCGCCUCCGUUCGAUAAGGGCCAAGAAGGAAAAGGAUGGCCGUGGGCAAGAGCAUUGUUUGUGUUAGAGGCAGUUGUGUAAGGCGCCGUGUUGUGUUCAAAAGCGCUCGUAAAAGUAGCGCCGUAUUGUGUCCAAAAGCGCCCCUUGUUGCAGCGCUCGUUUGAAGAAUUAUGUUUUCAAUUCCUAUUUCUUAAUCAGUAAAAGCGCCCUAAUUUCGCGCCCGGAAAUUUGGUGAGGUACAAAGCGCCCUAUAAAUUGCGCCCUAUCGU